AUCUUGGGCUUCACUUUCACCCCAAUCAAUUUAGUCUGACAUUCUAAAACUUGUUGUUUUCAUUUAUUCUUGUGUGUUCUCUCAAUGGCAAGAAGUGCAAAUUGUCAAAGCUGACAGCAUACUAGUCGGCUAUGGGUGGAUACGUUCGGGGUAAAUUAGUGUGCCCAUAGCAGCUGAGCAACUGCCAGUGAGGCAAACAGUGCCACCACUACGAUAAAUUGUUCACCACAUCCUGUUUGCAUAUAGUUUUGGAGGCUCACUUAAAAAGUGAUGAUGUAAAAGUAACCCAUCAUAUCUGGAGGCUGCCAGUCUUAAUCUCUCCUCUCCGCUUGCAGAAAAAGAGAACUGACACGCAUGUUGGUCUUCAGUCAUGCUUAUUCAGAGGAAUACUACCAUGAUCUCUUAUUUGAAACAUCUAACGGAGUGUGUAAGAGGGGUGUGCAGAAGGAUCGUACUCCGCUCAAUGAAGAUGCGCCUCCUCCUCUCCUUCCUCUGUGUUUUAUCGCUGUGUCUUUUCAAUGGAUGGCCGAGGGGAUUCCGGGCACCGAAAGCCAUAACUCCAACCACCUUCCAUGACCGGAGAAACAUCACCAUCCUGCUGUGGUACUGGCCCUUCAGAAGGCCAUUCAGCCUGAGGGGUGACGUGUGCUGGGACCUCUACGGCAUCUUUGGCUGUAGACUGGUGGACCAGCGCUCCUUCUUCCCCUCAGCCGAUGUGGUUGUGUUCCACACCAAAGAGCUGGUAAUGGGACACCAGAAGCUGCCCCUUAACCUCACACGGCCACAGGGCCAGAGGUGGGCCUGGAUGUCCCUGGAAGCCCCUGUCCACAACGGAAACUUGUGCCGGUAUGACAACGUCUUUAACAUGACCAUCACCUACAGGAGAGACGCUGAUGUCACAAUACCCUAUGGCGAGCUGCUGCCGAAGGACGCGGGAGGACAUCUGGUUGAAGAAGUCCCUCUGAAUAAGAGCUUCCUGGUCUGUUGGGUGGUCAGCAACUAUAAGAGCCAUCACAGGAGAAGCAAAGUGUACAAAGAGCUCAAGGCCACAGUUCCCGUAAAGGUUUACGGCCGCUGGGCAAAGAGACCCCUCCCCUCUAACGCCCUCUUACCUGCAAUAUCUCGCUGCUACUUUUAUUUGGCGAUGGAAAACUCUGUCGCCAAAGAUUAUGUCACAGAGAAGCUGUGGAGGAACGGGCUCCAAGGCGGGGCUGUGCCUGUCGUCCUGGGACCGCCAGUAGACAGCUACAAAGCUGUGGCUCCACCUAAUUCUUUCAUCCAUGUUGAUGACUUUGCAUCAGUAAAAGACUUGGGGAAGUAUCUACAAGGGCUUGCAGAGGACAAGAAGCGCUACAAUGAAUUUUUUACCUGGAAACAACACUGGAAAGUGAAGCUUUACACAGACUGGAGGGAGAGACUGUGCAAGAUCUGCUCACAGGACAACAGUUUACCUCAGCAGAAGGUUUACUCCAACCUAGAGGCCUGGGUCAAUGCUAAUAACAAUCAAGCGUGCACAAAUGUGACGACCUCCUAGACCAAAAAGCGUCCUUGAGAAUUAGAAAACCUCAAAAGACACUGGAAACACGUAAUGUAUGCACACAUGCUUUAUCCAUUCAUCAAAGAGCAUUGAUUAAAAAAAUCGCACCAUAGUAGGGCCUACUGAUAUACCCAGAACUAUUUAACAAGCCACAGACCUCGCUAAGAAAAGUUUGGGAAGUUAAAGUACUGUUUUCCCAGACUUCCUUUCAAUUCAACCCAACAGAGCAGACACUUUAUGGUCAUCGAUAUGAACAGACCCAUACUGCUCCAGGAAGGCACCAUGUUACAGGAUAUGAUCAAAAACGUUUCUUUUUGAUGUUUGUCAUUUCACAUUUACACUGUAAUAAAUUAUUUGACAAUGUCCCA
Gasterosteus aculeatus aculeatus (three-spined stickleback) is the source of this 1905-nucleotide messenger RNA. RefSeq names its product fucosyltransferase 7 (alpha (1,3) fucosyltransferase) (gene fut7). Gene Ontology annotation, cellular component: membrane. Gene Ontology annotation, molecular function: alpha-(1->3)-fucosyltransferase activity. NCBI's taxonomy places the organism in Eukaryota, Metazoa, Chordata, Actinopteri, Perciformes, Gasterosteidae. The record is from RefSeq and is a predicted model, not a curated record.